Molecule: messenger RNA, 28327 nt
Organism: Rhopilema esculentum
Lineage: Eukaryota; Metazoa; Cnidaria; Scyphozoa; Rhizostomeae; Rhizostomatidae
Source: RefSeq, a predicted model, not a curated record
GAUCUACCCUUCAGGAUAUGAUGUUGAAGAAUGCUGUAACAAAGGCAUCCUUGCUUGCAGAGGCGUCAACAUUUGAAGAGUGUCAAAACAUUGCUCAUGAAGAACUACGAUUAAGUCAAAGAAAGAAGAGGCUGGCGCUAGACAUGAAACUUGCAAAAAUCGAGGCUGAAGAAAAAGUUUACACAGGUUUCGCCAUGGCAACCGGAUCACAAGACGAGGCGUAUGGUCAAUUACCAAGAGACGUGGGAUCUAAGAACACGUGUCAGCAAAUUAGAGGCGAGUUAAGAAAAAGUCAAAAUAUGGAAUUCGGCUCACAAGUACAAAGGAAGCCAACAAAAACAGGAAUCAUAGGUGAGCAAACAUUUAAACAAUUUUCAGAAUUUGGCUAUCCCCAACAAGAACGUCAGUUGAACCCACAUGCUCCACCUUGGAAGUCACCCCUGCAACAAGAUUUUACUGAUGAAACAUGUGCCAACCCGACAUUAAAUGGCGAAGAUUACCUUGAGACAAUGAAGAAAUUAGCAGUUGCUGCACUUUUACCAAAAUCUGAAAUCAGUAUGUUCGAUGGCAACCCCUUGAAGUAUUUUCUUUUCAUACGAUCUUUUCAGAAUAAUGUUGAGAAUGACACUUGUGAUUUUAGCAAACGGUUGCAGCUUUUAGUUCAGUUUUGUACAGGCAAAGCAAGAAGAGCAAUAGAAGGAUGUAUUCUUCUCGAACCUCGGGAUGGAUAUUUGAAGGCAAAACAAAUCUUGGCUGAACGCUUUGGUGAUGCAUAUACUGUAUCAGACUCGUGGUUAAAGAAAGUAUCCUGUGGUCCUGUGAUAAAGCCUGGUGACAGAGAAGGCUUGCAAGAAUUAGCAGAUGACCUCGAGAACUGCGAGAUGACUCUGAAGGCUGCAGGCAGAUUGACACAGCUAAACAAUGAAGACCGAUUGGUGAAAGUCCUAGAGCGAUGUCCAAACUUUGUGAAGUCCCGUUGGCAAUCUCGUGUCCAGGAGAUCAGAUCGUAUCAUAGAGAGCCUACAGUUGAAGAUGUACGGUGCUUGAUCAGAACAAUAUCAAAGGAAAAGAACGACCCCGUUUUUGGUGCUAUCAUGGACAAUGUUAACAGGGAACAGUCAUCACGAAAUGACAAGAACAGAAGAUCAAAUGCGACAUAUCCGCAGCGAAGCUUGAAUUACAGUAUUCAGACUUAUGACAAGAAGCCAAAUGUCACUUCACCAGAUGUGCGAUGUUAUUUCUGUGAGAGAAACCAUAAAUUGGCAAGUUGCGUGGAAUUCAAGAAGAAAUCUGGUGAGGAACAGUUUAAUUUCAUUCGUUCAAAGAAGCUCUGUGAUAAUUGUCUAUCAUCAUUUCACUUCUCCGCUGGUUGCAAACAAAGAAAAGCCUGUACAGUGCCAGAAUGUAAUCUACGACGCAAACAUUUGACAGGAAUACAUGACUCUGUGGUGGCAUACGAGAAACGGCGUAAGGAUGAAAGCGGAAAAUAUGCAGAUAACGAAGCUCGCAGAAGAGAUUCGAGUCCAGACAAUGAUAAGUUUGUUGGAGUAACACGAUGUAACGAUCAAGAAGGCGACAACGUUGGAUUACCAAUAGUUCCAUUAAUGGUAAAAGGGACAGGAAGUGACAAAUUAUUUAAGACAUAUGCACUCCUUGACAGUGGAUCUACUGCCUCAUUUUGUAGUGAAGCCCUCUUGGAUAAACUUGGUGUGACUGGAAGAAAGUGUGAAUUGUCAGUCGCUACGAUCAAUGGUUCAAAAACAUAUUGUCAGACGUCAGUUGUUAGUUUGGAAGUGAUGGAUCUUGAGGAAACAAAGCACCUUCAGAUGCCUAAUGUAUUUUCUACAAAAAUGUUGAAUAUUCCAACAUCAGCUUUGGCUUGUCAAGAAGAUGUCAAAAGAUGGCCGCACUUAGAAGGGAUAACGUUACCCGGUACUAUUAACGAUGGUGUAGUGAGUUUGCUGAUUGGCAUGGAUGUACCAAAUGCUUUGCAGCCACUAGAGGUGCAAAAAAGUGAAAAUGGUGGUCCGUAUGCAGUAAAGACAAUGUUUGGUUGGACAUUUAAUGGACCCAUUGGUGUUUCUUCCAAACAAGGUAAUCAUUGCUUUCAUUCCAAUACUGUUUCCUCUGAUAAUCAUCUUUAUGAUCAGUUGAAGAAGUACUUCAAUCAAGAGUUUGAAGAGUCAAUUGUUGAUAACAAGAAAAUGAUGUCUGUAGAAGAUUCCAGAGCUCUUGCUGUAUUUGAGAAUUCUGUAUGUUUACACGAAGGCCAUUACCAUAUUGCAAUUCCGUGGAAGCACAAUCCUCCAAAUAUACCAAAUAAUCGACCAAUGGCACAGAAAAGGCUGGAAUACUUGAGAUGUCGGCUGGAAAGAGAUCCAGAUCUAAAACAGCGAUAUAGCAAUUUCAUUGACGAUUUACUUGAAAAGGAUUACGCCAGACAAGUUCCAGAAGCAGAAAUAGAAGUGAGCAACGGCAAAUUAUGGUACCUGCCACACCAUAGCGUGAAGCAUGCGAAGAAACCAGACAAAGUCAGAAUUGUGUUCGACUGUGCUGCAAAGUACAAGAAUGUUUCUUUGAAUGAAAAUGUUCUUCAAGGUCCUGACUUGACAAACUCACUCAUUGGUGUCUUAUGCAGAUUUAGAAGUGAACCCAUUGCCCUCAUGGCGGACGUUGAAGCAAUGUUUCAUCAAGUACGUGUGACUUCUGAUGACGUUAGUGCAUUGAGAUUUCUAUGGUAUCCACGAGGCAAUUUGAAGAUGGAACCUGUGGAAUAUCAGAUGAUGGUACACAUAUUUGGAGGGGUAUGGUCUCCAAGCUGUGCGACGUUUGCCUUGCGAAGAGUUGCUGAAGAUAACUCCAGAUUUUACAACGAUGAAGUGAUUCAGACAGUGCAAAGAAACUUUUAUGUGGAUGAUCUUCUCAAAGCUACAAAGGAUGCAAAUAAAGCAAUCAUAAUGCAAAAACAGCUCACCGAUUUGCUGGCGAGAGGAGGAUUCCAUCUGACAAAAUGGAUGAGCAACUGUCGAGAGGUCAUAGAUGCAAUACCAGAAAAUGAAAGAUCAAAGGAACUAAAAAAUGUUCAUCUCGAGGCUGACAAGCUCCCGACUGAAAGAGCUCUUGGGUUGCAGUGGAAUGUAGAAACAGAUGCUUUCACAUUUAAUAUCAGCAUGAAAGAUAAAUCAAGAACCAGAAGAGGAAUGUUAAGUAUUAUUACAUCUGUUUAUGAUCCACUUGGGUUUAUUUCGCCAUUCAUCUUGACAGCAAAGACAAUUCUUCAGCGUUUAUGCAUGGAAAAUGUAGGCUGGGACGAGCAAGUAACUGGUCGCAAUCUCGAGGAAUGGCAAAAUUGGUUGCAAGAUCUAACAAAAUUGGAGCGCAUUGAAGUGAAAAGAUGUUAUUCAAAUUCAGGAAUCAGCAAUUCAGUCAAAAAUCAGCUGCAUCAUUUCAGUGAUGCCUCCGAAAUUGGAUAUGGAGUGGCAACGUACCUGCGAUCUGUAAACAAAGAUGGUGAAGUUUCUCGUUCAUUUGUUAUUGCGAAGUCAAGACUAACCCCCCUGAAACGAAUUACAAUCCCAAGGCUAGAGCUGACUGCUGCAACACUUUCUGUAAAGUUGGAUAGCAUGCUCAAACGUGAAUUGGACAUGAAACUAGGUGAGUCGGUAUUUUGGACAGAUAGCACUGCUGUAUUACGCUAUAUAGCGAAUGAAAGCAGAAGAUUUCAUACAUAUGUUGGGAACAGAAUUGCAGUGAUACACGAUGGGUCCAGUCCAUCUCAAUGGCGAUAUGUUGAUACAAGUUUAAAUCCAGCAGAUGAUGCAUCCAGAGGUCUCAGUGCUGACGGUUUAAUAAAUAGUCGUACAUGGUUAUAUGGCCCAAAAUUUCUGCAAAAGGAAGAGAAUGAGUGGCCAAAGGGCGUGUUUAUUGAAGAUUUGACUGAAGAUGACGUCGAAGUCAGAAAGGUUGUACUAACAAAUUCAGUGCAAAUCAACUCAUCAAAAGGUAUGACAAAUCAGAUUUUCUUGAAGUUCUCUGAUUGGACCAUUCUAAAGAAAUCUGUAGCUUGGUUAUUGAGAUAUAAGAACUGGUUACUGCAGAACAUUAGAAGUAUCAAUGAGACACAAAGUGGAAUCAAGAGUUACAGACUGAGUACAGAAGAGUUGCGUGACGCCGAAUGUGCAAUAGUGAAAUGUGUACAAAAUGAAUGUUUUACUGAAGACUUGAAGUUACUGCAGUCACCCCAGAAAUCAGUAAGAAGAUCAAGUUCGCUUCGCAGAUUAGAUCCAGUCAUAAUUAAUGGUGUUAUGAGUGUAGGUGGCCGACUUAGCAAUGCUCCGUUUAACAGUUAUGAAGCAAAGCAUCAGAUUAUUCUUCCCAAGCAACAUCAUGUAAGUGAUCUUAUUAUACGACAUUUUCACCUGCGAUCUGGACAUUUUGGCCAAGAGUAUGUCCUUGCCUGUAUACGCGAAAGAUUUUGGAUCAUUCAGGCAAGGAUAUCAGUGCGACGAAUAAUUAGAGGUUGUUUUGAUUGCAAACGUCGAUGCGGAAAUUUGGGAAAGCAGAAAAUGGCUGAUUUGCCAGAAGAUAGAGUGACACCAGAUAAACCACCUUUUUCAUUCGUUGGAAUAGACUGUUUUGGUCCCUACCUGGUCAAAAGAGGAAGGUGCAUGGUAAAAAGGUAUGGAGUUAUAUUCACUUGUCUCACUAUAAGAGCAAUUCACAUCGAAAUUGUUUUCAGUAUGGAUACAGAUUCAUUUAUAAAUGCUUUACGAAGAUUCAUUUCAAGACGAGGACGUCCCGAGCAAAUAAGGUGUGACAAUGGCCCAAACUUCAGAAGUGGUGAAAGAGAACUCAGAACUGCAAUUCAACAAUGGAAUCAGAACCAGGUGCACAAAUUUCUUCUUCAGAAAGACAUCAAGUGGAUAUUCAACCCUCCAACAGCUUCGCAUAUGGGUGGUGUAUGGGAACGAGCAAUAAGAUCAGUGAGGCGUGUUUUGAAUGCGAUUUUGAGAAAUCAGACGGUCGACGAUGAAGGUUUGCAUACACUUCUAUGUGAAGUUGAAGCGAUACUUAAUGCGAGACCACUCACCAAGGUAUCAGAUGAUCCUCAGGAUUUGAAUGCAAUCACACCAAAUCAUUUGCUGCUUCUAAGAUCUAGCCAACAAUUUCCUCCUGGUGUUUUCAAAGGUAAAGAGCAUUACAGUACCAGACGAUGGAAGCAGGUCCAAUACAUGACUGACAUAUUUUGGAGACGAUGGACAAAGGAAUACUUACCUACACUGCAAACAAGACAGAAAUGGCAUUCAAUUGAGCGUAACCUAAAGGAAAAUGAUUUGGUAGUGGUUAUGGAUCAAUCACAGCAUAGAAAUCAGUGGCCUUUAGGGAGGAUAGUUGAAAUCUAUGCUGGGAGAGAUGGCCUGGUGAGAUCAGCAAAGGUGAAGACAUUGAAUUCGGAAUUUCGAAGACCUAUAACAAAACUGUGUUUGUUGGAGGCAUCUGUCGAAGAUUCAGGAUCAAUGGCAGAAAUAAAACAGUCUCUAUAAUUUCCUGUUUGGGCGCGGGAAUGUAGAAAACAGAUUGUUUUUAAUCUUAUUUACUUGUUGUUGUUUUUUUUUUCAGUAGAACUAUUUUGGACUUUUGACCCUGCUAUUAUUAGAAACUUUUAGCAUUGUUUAGGCAUGUCCUCGGGGACACGUGACAUUUCUUCUCGUUAUAAGCGUGUCUUCGAGGAUUUGCAUUAUAGCCCUAUAUAAGCUUUGGGCGUGUUUUUACCCAGGAAGAAGAGAGAACAACAUCGAUAUUAGUACGUGCGAUAUUAGUAGUACUGUUGCUUAGAUAAUGCUAUGCUACGAGGUCAAAUAAAUAGUAAGUUGAAAUUAAUUUGGUUAACCUGUAAUCGUUUAUGUUGCUUUUUUCUUCAAGUUGUUAUUUUCAUUUAGUUGCAUUACAUUUAGACCUCGUUAAUUAAUUAUGUAUAAUUUUAUCAACUAUUUCAUUUAGCGAACAAUUAUCAAGAUAGAAAGAACGCCAGCGUUGUUUUUGCUUAGUGGAAACUGGGUUCAUUUCUGAUUAGUUCGUGCCCUCCUCAGUAGCAGAUUUGCUUUGAAGCUACAGAUAUCAUUUAUCCACAAAAAACGUAAAACAUCUUGAUCCCCUUUAAUGACGCAUAUCAUGUGAAAUGCCUUUUCCACGUAACUAAUUAGCGCGACUUUAUAACUACAGAAUCUCAGCAGAAUAUCAAGAAUGCUAGGCAUGAAACUAGGGCCUGCGUGUAAAUAUUCGCUUAAACUUGGGGAUUCAGCAUAUAUUUUUGCGCUCCCAUCCAUUACUACGCACACCUUAGUUGUCCUGGCAUCCUUUGGUGUUGGCUCCUCGGCAAAGAAACCGUAUAAUGAUCUUUAUCAUAUUUCAAUUCAGUUAUAAACUGUUCUUCAACAGUUUUAAUAUCGUUUAUUCCUAAUGUUUCAAGUUUGCAAAGUUCUUCAAACCUUUGCAACCUUUAAAAUUUCGAGAUUUCGACCGUUUCUUCUGGAACAAUUAAACUGCUACAGUCUACUCUUAAAAUAUAAGUUGUUGCAAGAUUACCACUAGAUAGCAAAUUUCUAGGAAUGUCAUCCAAAGUUUGUACGGACUGCAACGGGGUCCACAAUAGACUCCCCUCUUACAAACUUGCCAGUAAAAACUCUGCAAAUUGUGUCACUACCAUUUGAAUUUCUACCACAGACUACUGCUACAAUGUCACAUGAUGUUUCUUUCCCUCAGUAGAAUCAGGUAAAUCAGGCUAGAAAAAGGUAAAUGUUUGAUUUGGUCUUGUUUGGUCUCCCUAGAAAAAUUUAUACCGAAAACUUGUCAAAAAUGGUUUUGGUUUAGUGUUUUCUCUUUUCUCUUAGAGGAAUAUAAUACAGACACUAGGCUCUUCCAUAUGAGAUACUAAAAAAGUUACUUUGACUGUUUGGAGGGAAAAUCUUUCUAUUUUAGAUAGCAUACUUAUAUUGACAAAUUGUUUUUCUGUUAGAUUAUAAAAAGAUUGGACACAUCUUUACAUAUUGUAUGUUUAAAUGCGCUACCUCUCUACUGGACAGAUACAACUGUAUACGAAAAGCUGAGGCAGGCUUUGACCAGGAAGAGCCUUCAAGAUGGGAUCAAACAGGCAUCUCCACUUUCCCAGACCAGUGCAUUAGAGGGUUUCCAAUCGGUGCUCCAAAAAUGAUUGCUUUCAGUUAUACAGGAAUGUUGAUUAGGUAGGUUGUAUUAAACAUAUUUUUAUCCUUGUCAUAUAUCACUUUUCAAGAAUUUGUUAAGAUUGUUAAAGUGGCAUGAUCAUUAUUGUUGCAUUAAUAUUCCUAUCCUUUUAAGACAUAGUUUGGCAAUUGUUCACUUCAAUUUAAACUUGUACUGCGAUGUACAAACAACACAGGAUGGAUCUGGUACACCCCAAGUUAAGGUCACCUACCUACCCAAAAUUCAAGAACGGAGAAGCAACUGUCAAGGAAGUCAGAGUGAAACAGAGAUUUGGUAUGGGCAUUUAAAGAUCACUAGCAUAUAAUUCUAUAUAUUCAUUUUAUUUAAUUGUCUGAAGAUAUUGAAUAAACUCAAAUAAAAGAAAGAAUCAACAUUGAAAAUAUGUAACACAAUAAGUGCAGUACUGACAUUGUAUACCCAAACAUAGAUUAAGUUCCUGAUAUCUAUGAGACAUUGGUGGAUGCCAUAGCUGCUAACAACCUGAAUGCUACAGUUGAACAUUUAAAUAAACUCGCUCCUGGUCCAAUGUGUUCAGCAAUAGAAAAGGGAGAUAGGUUUGCUGCCAUUGAAAAGCAUUUUGCCCGUAUAUCUGCAGUGACUGUUCCAGUUCCUUCAACAACAUCAGGUACCAAAUUUUCUUUAUUUGUUAAAGCAGAUUUGAAUCAUAGUUUUACCAUUUUACCAUUACAAUCAACGAAAGCUUUAAAUAUAUGAAUGGUUCUUUUUCUAUCUUUUCAGUUGAUGAAGUAGUGAGCCAGAAACAACAGCAAAAUCGAUAUGCACCCCCUCGAUGUUCUAUCUGUCAUAACUCAAUGAAAGGUCACAAAAACUGUUUUAAAUGCCCAAAAAAACCAAUAAAUAAAUCCCUUAGCUGAGUCAAACAAAGGUGCAUUUUGCUAAAGCUAUCUUAGAAGUGGUUUGCUUUUUUGCUUUCAAGUUUGCCCCUAUGAGGAACUCAAUUCUGCAUUUUGUAUUGACCCAAAAUCAUCGGAAAGUGUUGAAGUAGCUUACCUUGUCUGAAUGAUAAUGCAGACCUUUAUCAUAUAGAACAAACUUUGAUUAAAAUGUCAAAUACCAUUUGUGAGCUAGUCAGUCGUCAUCUCUUUGGAAGGAAAUUUCUGCCUGAUUUUGUUGUAAGCACAGGCUGGGAGAGGGAUUCUUUUGUUUCCUAUUCUGCCAUGCGCCAGCCUGGUAAAUUCUCUAUAAGAGAUAGCACGAAGAAAUCUAGAAAAGAUUUAAAAUAAUAAACUAUUAGUUUAUGUCCAGAAAUCAACAUUUUUAAAAAUAUUGCAUGAACACAAACUGAUUUAUUGUGCUUUACAUGCACAUAUAAUAAAUAAGUAAUGAAUUGGAAAACAUUCAAAAAAGCUUUGUGAAGCUAAAUUCUGUAAAAAUUGCCAAGAUAGAUUUAAUAGAUAAGCCUUACAUUUAAAUUUUGUUCAGUUUGUGCUAUAAUAACUGAUGUACAAAAGUAUGCAAACAUAAUAAGUAUCCAAAAAAUGUUGUACAUACUUAUUUUCAUCACCAGUGUUUUUAUAAUGGCUUUUUUAUCUUGUCCUGUAUCGAUCUGCUGCCUGCCUCAGUGACCAUUUUCCAAGAAUUACUGGCUCAAAUGCUGGGUACUCAGUUACACAUUUGGGUACAUCAUUGAGAUCUGCCAGAAUUCUUUUCUCUGAAAGACAAACAUUGACAGCCUCAAGGUCACUGCAACAGCAACACUCUUUUGGUUUUGCAAGUAUAGUCAAAUUGCAAUUACCACACUUGCACCUAAGAUAUAGUAAAAGUGAAUAGUUAAGAAUGAAGUAUUAUAAUAAUGAUGGUUCUGACAGAAAAAGUGUUAAUGGUGUCUACCCUUGCUUCCUUAAUUGUUUGUUUUUUAUAAUUGAGUUGUGGAUACAAAAAAUUGAAAUAUCUCUGGAAAUGACAAAGCUUAGGCAUUUCCUUUGCCAGUCACCAAAAAGUAUCAAAUUUAAGUGCAAACAAAAAUGCAGAAACAUAUAAUAAUAUUUUCAAAUGCACCUUUGUUAAUAAGCCCCAUCCAAUUAGCCCCUACUGUUGAUGUGAAAAACCCCUACCCCUACAAGCCAAUUAUAAAGAACAUCAAUGAACAAGAAACAAAGACAAACGAAGCAUUUUCACCACAACCCAACGUUUAAGCUGAAUUCACACUAGACGCGUUUUUUUGCCGCUGCCCAUAUAACGUUAGCGCCUUUAGACACAUUGCGUGCGCACCGUGUUUUUUUAGCAAUGCGUCAUAAUGCGACACGCCACUUCAGAACAAUAGUGCAAGCCUUGCAGACAAGUUCAAAUUUUGAUAAUGGCGGUGGCUAGCUUCAACAAGGAAUGUUUAAUCAAAGCAGUGAGAAGAUAUUUAUUUGUAGACUGUGUAUACACUAUCUAUCCAUCUCCUUAAAUGUGUGAUCUAACCACUAAGCAAUCUUAUAGAGGUAGAAGUGGUAGUUUUGUAUUCUUCAACUCUCAUAGAAUAAUACAUAAAUUCAUAUUAUAUAUCAUAUAUCAUAUACAGGCAAUAUUUUAUAUUUAUUGCUAUAAAAAAACUCGAGUUUACAUUCACAAGUUUACAAGCCAACAUUUUUUUGUGUUGUCUAUUAUAUAUCUGGUAUAUAUUACUUACUUGCCAGGGUUUGAAUUCCAAUCUCAACAUUGCUAUUCCAUGAAUUGUAUCCACUUUAAAGCAAUGAAAGCUUUUGUUCAACUUGAUGCAUUGGAGACUCUGAAACAAUUGAAGCAAUUUUUUUGCAAAGCUGAAAAGCUUUUCUUUAAUUAUGACUUUGUUACAAUAUCAGUGCAUUAUUAUUACUAUCAUCUGCACUGAUAAUUACAUUAGCAUCCUCACAACUUUCUUAAAUUGAAGAUUGUGCAACAUGAUGCUUUGAAUGAUAGUAGCUUGCAGACCAUCUUGUUGCACACAAAGAAAUCCCCAAUCAGCAUACGGAUGGUAAAUAUGUGUCUGCACCACAAUAGCAUAGCUGUCCGAAAGGAACACUCACAUGAUGUCUUUGUUACUUUCAACAGUCAAGCCUUGGUCUUAAUUCUAGAAUUUUCAUUUUUGCAUGCCUCUAUGUCCUUCUUUAGACAUCAUUUCCAACUGCUGAAGGACAAAAGUAAAUGCAUAUGGAGUGAGAUAGUUCACAUAGAACUCUUCAGUGGUGUGUGGCUCAUAAGGUAUCACUGGUCUUUUUUGCAUUGAAGUAAUGGCCUUGUGAUCUUGGGCAAUUUUGGUGGAUCACAAAGUUAUUAGGAAAUUGUCAAAGAAUUCACUUCAAUUGUCAUUUUGUGGGCAAACCCCUUGAUUCUUUGAUUAAGGGAUUAAGCCUGGUUCCCAUAUAAUCUUAAGACUGCGGCAGACGAUCUGCAACAGUGAUAUUUCCACAAUUUGAAGAAGACAGUAACAUGGUGAUCCACAAAUUCAUUGUCUUAGUUGUGAAUAGAAGAACAAUAUAGUUCGAACCUUCGUUUUGCUGUAGCUUUCUACAAGAGCUUUGAUGUUAUUUUUUGAAGAAUUUGUGUUUAAUUUUGCUCUUAUAUUUGAGACGUCUCGCCCAGUUACAAUUUUUCCAGUGGCCACCUGAAGGUGUUCUUGCAAAACUUUUUUGUUGCAUCGAAGACUGAUUAGUUUUACAGCUUCAUCUAGUCUUCGUUGCUGUGGUAGAAGGGCAAAGGAAACCUGCAAAGUAAAAUUGAAACAAUUAAUUUUGGACGACGUACUUGAAAUUUGCCAGAACCAACAUAAAGUCAAACAGUUGUUUCUUAAAAUUAGCUGGUUUAUUGUUAAACAGUUGCAAUAAGUAGUUCCAUAUACAAUGAGCAUUAUACCUUAAAUCUGCCUUACCUCAUUGCAUUCAUGAUUACGUGUCCCUUGAAAAGAUACCACUUUCAGCAUACUGCCAACUGAAAGCCUUAUGUCUGCUGGACAAUCUUGUGCUAAACAAAAUAAAAAAAAACAAAAUGUCAUUUGAGCACAUUGUAAAUAUUACAACAUAAAUCCUCCAACCUGAUAUUUUCUAGAAAAUACAAGAUAUCUUCCAUCAGCAGUUUAAUCUGUAUCAGAAUCCAUGAAAAUACUGCCAUAGCCUCAACAUCAACCUAUGAAACACAUUGCAAGGCCGCAGAGUAGGGUUUCAUACUUCAGACAAUGACUUUUUUGGGGAUAUACAGUUUGGGGAUAAUGUGAUCAUAAAUACAAAAUCAACCGAGAAAGCGAAAAAGAGCAUUUACCUUUGAUUUGGUCUCCUCCCAUUUGAUUUUAAUAGAAACUCAUUUCCACCUGCGAUGCAAGCAUACACAAGGUAGUAGCACUUCAACUCUGGCUACAACUCCUUGCCCGAUGUAUGUUUUCAAGCUGCGGCAAUAGUCCUUGAAUCUUUCACAUAGAAAAGUGGGAAAGUCGUCUCUUGAAACUUUGUCAAACUCUCUUUCAAAGCAGCGAAGCUUGCAAAUUCUUUACCAACUUUGAAAAGAUCCUUCAUCGACCAAGCUUUCCAAACUUGUUGACUUCAAGACGAAAACUAGCACUAACAUUGUCACAAUCUGCUAAAGUCACAAGAAGAGACUAAACAUGUUUCUGUUCUGUCUUGGUCAGUCCUUAGACCACCGCCCAAGCUAUAGUCAUGAAGAGAGACUGAACAUGUUUCUGUUUCAUUCAUUUUGAUUGCUCCUUAGAGCAGCGCCAAAGCGACAGUCAUGAAGAGGGACAAUAAAUUUUCCAUGUCUCAUGAUUUUUUUUUAACUUUUACAGAUGUAGCUUGUUUGGUCAAAAUUUUUAACAAGGCCUAAAUAAUUAUGUUAUUUUCUUUAAAGGAUGGGCUGAAGAUAAAAAGUUUUUUUUGGUGCUGACUACAAAAUAAGAGUAACUCAUCGCUACUACUACCUAAUUCUAUUACAGAUGGAGCUAGCUGGUGUUGACUUUGGAUAUUUUUAUGUUUUUCUCUGUAGGAGUGAAUAUGGCCAUGCUGUGUCACCAAGAAAAGGGAAACCUGUAAGGAAGAACUCAGAAAACAUUCUAUCUGAUAAAUUUCUACAUGCCAGUAGAAAUAUUGCCAGAACUUGUAUGAAGAAAACUAGAAACAGGACAAAAACAAUGACAGAUUUAUGCUCUUCAUCUUCAACAGUUUAUGCAUAUUUUUAUCAAUAUCAGGAGUAUUUUUGUCAGGCAAUGGAAAGGGAUCAAUAACAUGGCAAACAGAAUUGACAAAAGAAGAAUGAUCUGAAUUCUUACCCUCUAAUGGUUCAGAAAUAACCCAACCAAGAGCUGUUUCUAUGGCCACUGGCUGGAGUUUGCCCCCCUCUUAUCACAUGGCCAUCUUGAAAACUCCACAAGUAGUUGGCACCGAUCAAGACAUCAAUCUCAAGUUAAUCUUCAUCUGAAAAAUCUGAAAACUCAAUAUUCAUCAAUUGUGGAUAUGCAUUAUUAAUAACAUCAAUAUGGUAGUUAGCAACAGUGCUGAUUUCAUCAAUCAUUUGGCUUCAAUUAAAAUGCCCUUACCACCACUCAAUGAAACUAAUUAGAUACCAUACACCUUUCUCAUCACAAUUUCUGGCUCACUACUCCCAAAUGUUUUGACUCCAAGCUUCUUCUCCUUCAGUGGCUUCAAUCUCAGCCUAACAACUAGCAACUCCCUCAGUGCUGCUGGGUUGGGCUUCCUUACAAGUGGGUUCCUUAUCCUGGCAAAGCAAAUAAUGCUGUCUACCUUCACAAUACUUACAAUGAAACUUACUCUUAGAGAGAAAAUGCAUUUACCUACCUCUAAUCUUUAAAUAUUGGAAGUUAAAAUCAAAAAGCGUAUUAACAAAUUUUUUUGACUCCCACAAGCUUAUAACAGGAAAAGUCAGUUUCAAAGGUCAAUUUUCUCUCUAUAGUUGCAUAGAGCUAUGAAAACUCUGCUAUAUAUGAAAUUUUCAUCUUUCUAAACCUAAAAUUGAGCUCAGAAGCCUUUCCAAAAGAAAGAGCGUUUUGGCGAAAACUGAUUUUUGGAAAAUAACAUUUCAAAAUUCUACAGAGGUUUAUAGUGUUCUACAGAGGUUUAUAGCAUUCUACUAAAACCCUCCAGGGCUAUAGGUUGUUCCUUCUUGCUGGAUGCUGCUCUCUUCCAAUGCUUUCCUUGAACUCCUUCUUCCUUUUCUUAUCUUUUUUUGGAUUUCAGUGGCAUUUCUGUUACUGUCUUUUAUUCCUUUCCUGUCAGUUUUACGGAAAAGUUCUUGUGUAUUCCGUCUUGGAGAAAUACCUAACUUCUGGAAGACUUCACAAAGAGCUUGUUUUUUUUCAUUAAAUACAAUGACUGCACCAGCAGAUGCAGCAUCCAAGUGAUUCCUUCCAGAGGCCAGUGACUUUGGACACCUUGCCCAAAUAAGGUGAUUUAGGGACUCACAGCUAUUCUGUGUGAACCCCCCCCCCCCCAAGGCAACCUUCGAGGAGCUUAUCCUGUGUCAAUCUUUCAUAAACAGGCUUCACUACCUCAAAGACUGCCUCAGGCAAAGGUUUUGCAUGAUGGUAGGUCUCACCCUUCUGUGCAGCCCGGUGGAAUUUACACCAAGUGUCUUGGCCCUUAGGACAAAACUGAUGUUGAGGCUUCUCAUCUAUAGGGGCAAUGUGAUAGAGUCCUGCCAAUGCUUCUUUCUUCAUGCCUUCCAAGUACUCUUUAUAUCUACGAAUAAAGAGGCCAUAGUACGUUUGUAGCUUAUCAAUUCUGUCAGCUGUUAGCCUACCAUAGCCUCCUAUUGUCUUCCCAUCUGACAGUUUGCUACUUCCAUACUUGUUUUUCAGCUUCCGAAGUGCCCAACCCAGCCGCUUUUGAAUAUGUCCUACACACUCGAAUUUCUUUAUAUCCUUUCCAUUAUAAGGAUUGAACUUGGCAAUGGAGGGGUAAGAUUUAGAAUCACCAUCUCCUAUGAACCCAGUCUAUUGGAGAUGGUUUUGGGAUUCAGAUCUUUGGUAGAUUCUUUUUACCCCCUCUGGCUCCAUUGAUGGGGCUGACCCAGUAUAAUUAAUUUAGCAUGUGUGACCUGCCAGCCACUUAUCUUUUUCAUGGCUAUCUGGCUUCUUUUUCUACCUGGCACAGCCAUAACAAACUUUGUUUAAAGUUUCAAAGUCAAGACAUUUCCCUGCCUUAGCUGGAAUACAAGUAACUGCUCCUUGUAAAGAGGAGAAGCCACGCUUACGCCAAGUGCCACCAAACAUGGCUUUACACUCAGCAAUUGCAGCACCUUCCCCCUUUUCUUAAGCAGCUUUCUGGUACAAUCUGGCUUUUUGCUCAAGUGCAUCUUUGACAGAUUUUAAAGUUGUAUUAUAGACUUGAUCUGUCAUUGGUGUGGGCAUAUUCAAAAAUGCACACAGAGUUUGCAAUGCAGUUCUUCCACCCCCAAUUUCCCCCAAUCCCCAAUCCCCAUUGCAAGCACAGCACUAUGAUUGACAAUAAAGUCUCUUGAAGUAGCACAGGUUUCUGAGGUGUAUGUUUGUGUAACAUUAGAGCAAGUAUUGCAUUCAAUUGUAAGCAGUGAAGCAAGGCCCAUCUUUUGGUCAAAGUUUUCUUUGAUUGAUAAUUUUCCCGCUUUACACCGACCACACACAGAUGACAUAUCAAAAAUUCCCUGAAGAAUUGACAAAUCUCUCAAUCAAAAUCCUUCUGAGUGAUUCUGGCUUUUUCUAUCAAGGUCAAUUUGUACUUUUCUUGCACUUGCACCUUGGACCUCUUCCUAGAGAAGAAGAGUUUUUUAUCAGACAACAUGCACUACUUGCAAUUUUAUCCAAUAAACUUGAAUAAUAUGAAAAAAAUAUCUUACCUCAACACGUUCCUCGACAUCAACAUGUGCUUUACUUGUUGAAGCAAUAGAUUCACUGGGCCUUCGACCUCGGAACUUUUUCUUGCUUCUUUUCACGCUCGCAAAUUUCCGUUUAUCUCCAGGAUUCAUAAUAACUCACAGUUGCAGAAACACGAAAAACUAUCGUAAACUUAUGAAACAAUUAUCUGGUCUGAGACUAAACGAUGAACUGAUAAGUAAACGGUUGUCAGCUUUGGUGAUGGAUUAAAGUAGCUUUUCUCUAUAGAAACAAGCAAAUUGUGAUUGGUCGAUCAAUCGAGUGGGGCCUUUUGAUUGGCUAAGACUGUUUGUAGCAAUAGAACAAUCGAGAACAGGCUAGUUCAAUCUCACUGUCUUUUUCGGCAAGGUUUCUGGAAUAAAUGAGGCAUUUUGAUAAUGGCAAAACUAACGAGAGGAUGAGGAUCAAAAUGAUACCUUGAUGCUAUAGGCCGUCGCGUUGGAGAGAAACUGAUGGUUGACAAAAAUGCAACGAGGCGAUCCACAAAACAGCUGUUUUCAUCUAUAUGAAGGGAAGGUAGGGGGUAGAAAAGGGGCUGCAUAAGCGGCGGGUAGCAUUUUUUUACAUCAAAAAGUUUUGUAUGAGAAACUAUAAUAAAUUUGCCUACGGAAUCAACAAAAAAAAUUUUUAUUAAAAUUUUCAAUUUUGUUGGUUUUUAGCCUAGAGAGUGUCCUUAAGGCACAAAAAACACCAGGAAAAUUUCAUUAAAAUAGUUUUAAAUUCUUCAGGGUUUACGUAACGCUCACAGUUCGCAGCUUCGUGCGAUCCUAGACAGAACUGGCAUUCAUUACAAUUGUCCUUUCCAUGACACUUGCUGUGCUGACUCGCUCCAUGUGAUGUUGCAACCUAGGCCAAUCUCCGCAUUGUGGAUUUGAAAACUGGUACGUGGCUUUCUCUUAUCUCCAGCCCCUUAGUAAACGCGUGUAACAAAUCUUCUAUAAUCCACUCUAAAUGAUUGCUACCAAAUCUAAACAUGUUUAGCCGCACAGCCUCUGGAAUCUUCUCCAACAAAACCGGAACAACAAUGCCUCAAUAGGAAUCAUGAUCAACACCCAGAGCAUUGAGACUACGAACAUUUGUCUCGAUAUCAUCGUGCAGCUGUCUCAUUCUUGGGGUCUUCUUCUUGUUGAAAACAGACGACAAGUUUAGAAAUUCGUUUAUAUGGGCUUUCUUUAUCACAAUUGUCUUUGCAAAGCGACUUUUUAAAUUGUCUAUGGCAGAAGCAUAAUCCGUGUCUGUUAAUGACAAGCCUCCAAUGAUAUGACUUCGAAUAUUUGAAUUUGUCAAACUUUGCUAAUGCAGAUGAAUCAGGAAUUUCACUUUUGAGGAGUCCCAGAACUCCUGCCAAUCUUGAGCCUUUCCAGAAAAUUCCUGCAAGUUAAUUCUAGGCAAUUUCACCCAGACAUUGUAGCUGUUUAGAGCUUGAGCUGCGUGAGCUUGGUCGAACUUUGAUCUGCUAGACUAGACACUUUCUUGAGAUACGCUUUGUUCUAUUGACGUAGACUCUUUUGAACUGGAGUGGUCAUCAAAUGCUUUCGCUAAGCAAACCAAUCUGAAUAAAACUUUCUCCAUAAUCUCACUGGCACUUUCAGCUUCUUCAUCGCAUGUUUCAUCAUUUUCCUCGGCAUAGUACAAACUUUCUAAAAUAUUCUCGUCAUUCUCUUUCAACUUGCAUUGCUUCUCCUUCAACUGAUUGCAAAUUGUUUAAACUUUCUCAAAUCUCCACCGUCUAUACCCUCCAGUGCUUCGUCAAUCUUUGUGAAUAGUUUUGUUACCAAUCCAUGAAUUGUGUGUCGUCUUUCCGCAUGCAACUCAAAUCUUCAGCCUGUUCCAUUCUUAGGCAAUUGAGCUCUGUGGAUCUCUAUGUAAGGAAUCCCACCCCAUGCAUUCUUUGAUUCUUUAAUGCAUAAUGAGAGUAAAACUCAAUAAACAGGCUGGAUAAACCGUAAGAUAUUGUCAAUUGAUAUCAACAUGCAUUAUCUCUCCUACAUCAACUCAACAACCAACUACGAUGAACAACAAACUAACAAACAAGUUUGGAUUAAGCUAAUUACACCUGAGAUACCAAUCAGAAUUAAGGAUAAUGUUAGUGGGAUUAGUCAUAUGGCAAUUAGUCGAUCGUGUUUGCAAAAUACCUCAGCAACGAUUGUGUUAACUAGAGAACCAGAACUAUAGUUAAAGACAUGUUAACAAUACCUUUAAUAUACAAAAUUUCUAAAGAAAAUGUAUUGAAAAAUGCUGCACAGUGGAAGGUGCUCCGACAACAGGUGUAUGGUGGCCCAUCGUUACCAUCAAUCAUUUCAUGCUAUUGCAUUGAAAAUAUGAAAUUUAUUUCAAAAAAAUUGAAAGAAACAUAAAAAAAAUCAUUUGAAAAUAUUAUUUGCUACAAAAAAUUACUUUUACAUUUAUUUCGACCAUCUUUUUUUAUUAUUCUAUUUUUUCCUUGAAAUUUUUUUGUUUUCGAUUUUAACGGGUUGAUGAAAAAUACCAUGGCUCCUUUUGAGGUCCACUGCGUAAACUACCAGAAUACACUGGAGGAGCAUUUCUGAUUGAAGGCAUGAGAUUAGGCCUAUGCGACAUCAGUUCAGGGCAAGUCAACUCGAUAGCAACAGGUAAGGUAUAUGUGUGUUUCUAACGGAAUAAUAUGUCAUUGUUUGGAUUCAGACAUCAUAUACAUAUUCUCAGCAUCAUAUUAAUUACAAGAUAAACUAAUUUAAGCGAGUUUUAAAAUAUGUAGCAAUACAUGAAAAAAUUAUAAAGAUGACAACAAAAUUCAGUUUAUUUACAAUGCUGGAGAUUGUACAGUGUGUCUACAGAAGUUUCUAAAGAUAGAAUUCUACAACUUUGUAUUCGCAUAAAUUUCUUUUAAAUUUAACUUACUACUUUGUGUCAGAUCUAAAUGUGCUUAUUUGUUACCUCUUAGAUCACCACAUUUUUCUGAAAAUUUUGCAACUUUGCUAGUUUUUAAACAAAUGUUUUACUUAUUCUAACAUAUUUAGCCAUGAUUUUUUUGGCCAGGAUCCAUUUCAUAGUAAGCCUUGAAAAUGUGCUCAGAUACCUCUACAUUAGAAAAAUAAUGAUGCCAUUAGAAAAAUAAUAAUAAUUUUUUUGAUAAUAAAACUUAUUCUGAGACCAUGAUAUGAAACUGGAUAAUAAAAUUGUUAUUUAACUAUAUAUAACAUAUUAUAAUGUAAUAAAAUAUUUUAUGAGAAAAUGUAUGAAAACGAUGCACUCUGGUUUGCAGAGGCCUAAAUAUCUUUGUCAAUGUUAAAAUUUUCACUGCUAAAAUCAUACUCUUGUUUUUUCCAUUUGUAGCAACACCACUCAAUAUCUUUCUUUACGAAAAUCUCGGCAGGAAUGUGCUCACACAUUCUGUGGUACCACUGACUGCACUUGCUGCACUCUACCAUUUGUCUGUUGGAAGUGAAGUUUAUCUUUAUUUAUGAGAAAAUCAAAGGAGAAAUCAGAAGAAAUAGGUUUUGCCUGCCAAGCAGAGAUGGCGAAUGAGGAAGGGGCUGACUAAACUGAAAAGGUAGCUAAACACCUUCCUAAUGCCCGGCUUAUAAUAACCAACCUGAAUGUCUUGGACCCAUUCCCCCCCUAUCACAGUAAAAUUAAUGGUUUGUGAUGAACUUUUACCAUCCCAACUUUUACUUCUUUAAAAAGAUGGAUCUUGUAAGGAGCUGGGAGUACUAAGGAGGAAUAACAAGGAGAAUGAACAAUGUUGUUUAAAGAUGCUGAUUUAAGGACAUCCAGUCAGUGCUUAAAAGCUUGCAAUGAGUAAAAAGAUUUAUCCUUGUUGCAAGUAAAAGGAAAUCUACCUGGAAAGAUUUUGGUUGUCUGAAGGUACCCAGUACAUCCGACAAUUGCAGUGUCAGGGGGCUACAGUCCUUAAUUCCUUCGCUACGUCUUGUGUCAGGGGGCUACAGUGCUUAAUUCCUUCGCUACGUCUUGUUUGUCGUUAAUGUAGAAAGACAAAAUCUUAUCCUCCUCAGUCACUUAGAAGUACCCUUAAGAGAAAGGUACUAAUUUGUUGGAUGGGUACUAAUUUAUGAGACUUAAAUGAGGUUUUCUGUAAAUUGCUAUACCAAUAGUUCUUCUUAAAGCAAAAUUUCAACUUUCAGUGUGGGUGCUAAUUCGAAAAGGUGCUUUUUAAGGGCUAACAGUGUUCCAACUUACAAGUUACAGCAAUGAAAAACUAUCACUUCUAUAGACGAGUUGUAACUAGGGAAAAUUUGGGUAGCUAAAUACUUUUAAAGUUAUCAUCUUUAAGCAUCUUUCGACAAGGUUUUGUGAAUUUCAGCUCCUGUAUCUAUCUCACUGCAAUAUCAUAGAAAUUUGUAUUUUAUCUAAAGAAUAGCCUGCUUACUUGUUAUAUUUGUCGACAAGGAAGUCUUCAAUUAAGAUCGUCAGCAUUCCAGUUACUGAAGUUCUGGUAUGUUUGAGAAGGUACUGAUAUUUGAAAGACUCGUUUUGCCUUUCUGUCACAUUGUUUGUGUUACAGUUGAGGAGGAGCCUGUCUUUGCGAUAAGCCCAGAUCCAUCGCUAGGAUAAACGGAUUUAUUAAUUCAACUAUUUCAUGAAUCCUAAAUAACUCAAUUUGCAUACAUUUUUUGCUGAGCUGUGUUAGAUAAAUGUCGAAGUAAGUUAGUUAUAAACGUAAUUCUUCUAAAAAAACCUUUAAAAAACUUCAGGUUGGGACUUUACCCAGGUAAGAACCCGUUACCAAAUGCCUACCAAAUGACCCAAUUUAGAGAAAUGACGCGACAAUUUCGGGGUGUUUUAAGGAGUUCCUUUCUCUUAAGGGUACUUCUAAGUGACUGAGGAGAAUAAGAUUUUGUCUUUCUACAUUAACGACAAACAAGACGUAGCGAAGGAAUUAAGCACCAAGAAAUGGAAUGCUACCAAAUGGCAUUAGUUUUAUUAUGCUACAAUUUAGAGGUUAUUGUCAAAAAGACUACCUGUUGAGGGUACUUCUAACAUUUUAGCUUUGCCCCUCCUUGACCCAGACUGUAGCCCCCUGUCAGGCCUUAAUAGAUGUACAUUCAGGGGGAACGCGAUUCAAAGCGAAUGCUAAAAAAUUAUGUUCAAAAAAGAAAGAUCUUGGUUUUUAUAUGUGAAUAUUGAACUGUAGUAAUAUUUUCAGAAACCAACGCAAAAUUGUUUUAACCCCUUUAAUGCACAGCCAGAUUCGCUCAAUAUACUCCUUCAAACAUCUGUGUUGAUCGGCCUUCCAAUAUCUCGUUGCAUUCAGCGCUUUGAUGCCUUGCUCACUCGAUUCGAUAGAUUGCGAUCUUGCUCUACGUCAAAGCUUUGACAACACGUCAUCUUUUAUGUCUCUGCAGCCGUUUUUGAAAGCCAUCUUUCCCAUGCUUGCUCACGAUGAAAAUCGCAGAUAAACACCUUACAAUCUGGCAAAAUGCAAAAUAUUUUAUUAUAUCUUUCAAAAAAAUUUAAACAAAUCUGACCUGAAGAUUUUUGCAAGUUAGUUACAUAGAUGGAUAGUUGUUAUGUAUUUUGUUUUGUAUGAAGUCCUUUUUUGAACAUAGAAAUUCUGUGGUUUCAAUAAACAGAAAUUGUAGAGUGUUUGAAAACUAUUCUUGGACCAACAUUUGAAACUAGGAAACGAACGAGUUUAAAAUGUUUUAGUUUCAACGAAAAUUUAAGUCGGAAACAUUCAAGGUUUAACGGCUAACCUUCAUAAACGGUUUCAAUGACAUGGAUUUCUUCGUUGCAGUAAUCUGUCAUAAAAUAUUUUGGGAAAUAAUCCGGAUUUCAGCUCUUAAUGAUCUCAAGUGCUUCUUGGAUACUAUUCGUGUCUUCAUUUUCCAAGACAAAGGUUGCAACAACCUGUUAAUUGACGUUCGUUUUCACCACUAAGAAGAACAACGGCAGCGUGUAUCUUGUUGCUCGAUAUGUUGCAUCUAGAAAAGAGAUUUCGUUUCCAUAGCGCGAAAGCAACCUUCUCUGUUCUGCAGAUUGAUAAAUGAAAAGAAAGUGUCCACCAUUUUUGCUUAGCAGCUUUAUUUCUGCAUCAUCAUCAUCUACACACAUAUCAUCGUUUGGGUUUUCAUGCAUGUCAUCGUUUGACUCGGUGGCUGUCGGACGGAAAAAUAUUUUACUGUUUGUCUGCUCUUCUUUCCAAAUCUUUAUUUUCUCGACAAGACAUUCUUGGUCUAUCAUGGAAUAGCGCUGUUUUCGUUUGGCAUGGACCAUAUGUGAUCGAAUUAUUCGGGUGUUUGGGUAGUAUCUUCGAUUUGUAGUCGAGGGAAGGUCUGCAUUGGCAAACAACUGGCGUCGCAUUUCAUUGACAGUUGUUACACCCUGCUUUACUAACAUGACGAUCUUUUGGACAAGGUAGGGUUCAAUUUCUUGUGAUAUUCCAGCAUUCUAAAACGAGAGUGAUUGAUAUUUUAAAGGAUUCGAAGAACGUGUGAAUUUGAAUGCGGGGCAUGUGCGAGAUCAAACGUCGUGUUGAUUUCUCAAAUUCAACUCAAGACUACAGAAAGAUACCAAAAGAUUACAACAACAAUAUUCAAAUUGCUUUGAUGCUCCUUAGUUUGUAUGCAGUUACCAAAUUCGAGGUUUAAAAAUUUAGUUUCAUUUUCAAAGAAAUUAUUUUACAUAGAACUUACUCAGGUAAUUUGUGUAGUUAAUACGAAAUCAUUAAAUCGUCGAGCAAACAUAAGAUUUAUAAUUAUGGGUAGAAUUACUUCUCCAAUAGAAUGGCCGCUGUGCACUGAUACAUCAGGUAUCACGAGUUGAAACCUCCGCUUGAACUCUGUAGGUGUUUUGCUUUGCAAGUCUGUUUUCAAAGCUUUAGCUUUUUGGGAUCUUUUCCAUUCUGUAUUGUCGCAAACCUGUGUAAAACAGUAAACUGGGCUUAUAUGCUGUGAUGUUUGGCAUGUACGAAAUUAAACAUGAUGAUAAUGAAUAUUCUUAUGUUUACCAGGUUAUACCUAAAUCGAUAAACCCUGUUAAAUUACACUGACUUCCUUUCCUAAAUGUACGUAAUCUAGCUAGAGCAGCAAACAGAGCGUCUUAUCCUCUAACAAUCAUAACUCUUUUCCUGGCAUUAUUGGUGAUCAGCUGCAGUUCACUGUUAAGCCUUUCUUCAUAAACUUUGUGAAUUCUCAGUUUUGCUUCUCAAUUCUUUUGAAGAAUAUAUGAACUUCCCAAAAUGAUUCAUCAGGAGACAAACCUUGUGACUUGGAAACUCUAUGAUUUCUUUCAUUUUGACAGUGGCUGGACAAUUGAAUUUCUUUGUUGUCUGUAGAAAUGUCUUUUUAGUUUGAUAAUGAUGGUCUUCCUUCUAAAAGAUAGUUGGGAUGCAUACUGGUGAAUCUUGAUAGUUUAUCCAUUAGAUUUGGGAGGAAGGGAUAUGAAUCAACAUUAUUAGUGUAACUGUGUUCACUUUGUGUUCAAAGAACACUUGGGAUUUACCAAUUUUAAGAAAUGAAUCCUAUUUGAAAAUUGGUUUUUACAAGAUUUUUUGGCAAGAUGGCAUUUUUUCAUUGUAAAAUGUUCCUAUUGGAUUUACAUUUCGCAUAACUGCUAUCUCUUUCAAGUCAGUGUGCUCAGAUUUUGUUUUAUUAGCAAACAGAAAAUUGUAUGAAGUCAACCUAAUCAAUCUAGGGGGACAAUGAAUUUCUCAAAUCAUAGCUCCUACUCUGAAUAUUUAUAUUUAAGGUAAUGUCUAAUUAUUUUCAGGUUUUUGGAUGGUUACUAAACAGACAAUAAAGACUUUUGGAACUCACAGAUUGAAUGUACUGCUAAGCUUUCUUUUUCCCCGUUCUUUUCAAAUUUCUAUCAACUCCAUGCUGGCAAUCAAACACUUUCUGAUUUACAAUCAUAAAUGGCACAUUUCCAUUCCAUUUCACCACAUGCUUCUUUUUGGUGAAAUCUGGAAUUAUUGAAAAAACUUGUUAAGCAAAUUUAAAGAUCUAUCAUGUGAGUGGUUCUUCAAAUCUUUUUGAGUUCGUCAAGAAUGUUAAUUUGAUUAAUGCCCAGGGGGUUUACUAAAUAAUACUGACUACCAAGGAAAAGUGUCUGCUUAGAGGGUCACCUUCCUCAGGUGAACAUUCAGGUAUCUUUGGACUUUACCCUUUGACUCUUUGUCCUUGAAGAUACUGUUUCAAAAAUUGGUAAUGAAAAUGGAAGUGUUGCCCAUUUCAUAGAAAUAUUCUCUUAAAGCUCCACAUAGGAUUAAAGUCCUUGAAGAGAUUCUUGGCUAAUUGUCUUGUAAAAUAUCUUUGUAUUACAAAGCUUAUACGUCAUCCUGUACCAAGUGCUAAGCAUUCUGUUUACAAAAAACUUUUGUACAUGAUUGUAAAUGCAGGGGAAAAGGAGUGCUUCUAACGGCUUAGAUUACAUCUAAAAUUAAUGGCAUUAUAAAUUGUUCACCAGUUUCUCCAAACCCUUUUUCUGAAUAGUAGGCCGAGUAUCUUAAAGUAUGUUCUAUUUCAUGCCUUUUAAGAAUAUCCAGUGCUUCUUGAAUGGUUUCUGUAACCACUAAUAUUUCAGUGUUACAUGAAUCUAAAAUGACUAUAUCAACUAUUGAUUUUUUUGACACACAAGCUUCCAAAGAGGGGUCAGAUAAAACUACAUAUCUGAUGAAAUGGCAUUUCAAGAGAGGCAUGACUAUUCAAGUUUUUAAAAGGAGAUGUAAUCUCAGCAGCACCACAAUUUCGUUUUGAGUUACUCGAUUGAAAGAGUGAAAGAAAGUAAACAGAGUCAAAGCAGAAACAACAUUAUUUUGUUCUUUUUGUUUGAAACUAUUCUAUGUGUAAAUUGUCGGAUAAUGACAUGGUGAGAUUCCACAACAUACAACACUAUACAAAUAUGUUUAGAUAAUAUCAUGACAACUUACAACAACAACAAAAGUUUAAGUUAAUUUGUUAGAGUAAAACUAGAAAAUAAGAAUACAAAACUUAAUGGACACAUUUUUCAACAUGAUAACAUUUAAAUUUGUAUAGGGAGGAAUUUCUUAAUUCUCAGUAGAGAGACUAAUCAAGAAAAGUGCACCCCAUUCCCUAAAAACCUAUUUGUAACAUUUUUACUUGGUUAUCAGAAUUUCUGAUACGGCCGUCGCCAGCCAAUCUGCUUAAGGGGGGAGAGUGAGUUAGGCGCUCAAGUUCAAUUUGCUGACUAGGUAAAUGAGCCAGUUUGAGAAUUCGCCGAUGAAAUACCCCCAGAUGGCCAAAAGCUGUUCUUUUUGCAACAGGAUUUUUUCAAGGGGGUGUCACAACCCUAGUGACGGCCCUGUUGUCAUGCACCAUGGUAGUGACGGCUCUGUUGUCUGGUCCUUGAUCCAUUAUCAAAGCUAGAAAUAAACUGAAUAUAAAAUAUAAUAGUUAUCACUACCUCAUUCUCUAUCGGCAUUUGAUGUAUUUUCUAGUUUUUUCGGUAACAUUCGUAGCACUACAUGCAAAUAUUGUAGCUUACCUAUAGCCAAAUUAGCCAUAACAGGUGAAAUUUGUAAUAUUUUAUUUUCCGAAUCAGGCCAAUCAUUCAAGUUUGUUUUAAAAGAAACUAGCAACACCUGUUAGAGAGCAUUAAUAUGCGGUUCACAGCUUUCUGACGAAUUUGAGCAGGCUCUCCUCUUCUUUUUGCAGAACACCUCUUCUCAUAAAAAUCCUAGGUUUUUCUCUUGUUUGACUUUUUCUAACUAACAAGGGUUAUAAGGGGAAUUCUUAUGAUUCUUUAAAAUGUCGAUUAGGAUUGGUCCAUCAACACAAAGAUGCGUUGAUUAAAUAAAACAACAACUCACCCGCGAACCAAACAGGCUCUACCAGACUUAUUGCAACGUCAAUAGUCCAACCGUUAUCCUAGAGAGAUAUGGAUUGAAUAGAUUUUUCUGCAAAUCUUAACCAAUAAUAGAAUUGAUAAUGGACACGUCUAACUGCUUGAUGAAUUGAGUCGAUGUCUGGAGGCAAUAACUGCGAUUAUUUCGUUUUCAUGUCUUUAUACAAGAGAACUCUUGUGUCCACAUACGACUCAUCCCUUCUCCCAGAAUACAUAACAGUUUGGACGAAAACAAUGAUAUCCUUGAUACUCUGCAAAUCCAACUCUUUAGACUCUACCAACGAACUCAAGAGAUCUAGUGAACCUUGAUUCUUCAUUACUUUCUUUAGGAGUUUGACUCUCCCAAAUCCAUAAAAGAAGGAGGUUGUGUCACACCCUAAAAUUGAGUGAAUGUGGGGUAAAUGCAUCAAAACCUUUUCACCCAAAAUAUAAUCACUCUUUUCCACAUACACUUUUUCAACGUCAACAUAUUUCUCGUGAUCUAUUUUCAUAAACCACUUUGAACAUGGCUUGACAAUGGCAUAAGCAUGCACAAUUAUUACUAGUACAUCUGUGUCCUUGGCAACUACCACUACGACUGUAUCUUUUUCACAUGCCUGUAAAACAAGUCUAGAGUCGGCUUCUUCAUGGUUGCAUUCAUAAGACUCUGAAGCGCCAUCACGAGUUAUUUCCCAUUGUUGUUCCUGCUCCGUGAAAACCAAUGGCAUUUUCAAAUGUGGCCUACCCUCUUCACUUCGGAAAAAUUUACUUGCUAAUUGUAUCAAGUCCUUUUUAUUCUCAAUUUGGUUGAAAAAGCUUGCCCAUGAAUUACCUUGGAGCAUUUUUUGGUUGAUCACUUGUAUGCGAGUACGCUGUGGUAUUUUACCUCUUUUAAGCCUUGUCCCGUUUUUCGCACUUAAACUUCAGUAGGUAUCAUUGAUGAAUUCAAUCGACAAGGGGCUGGCAGCUGCAGAUGACGUAACAAAGUUUAGUAAUGAAAUAAGCCAUUCCAGUAGUCUCCUUUGCCUUAACAGAACAUACUGCCGCCAUACCAUCAACUAACCAUCGUGCAUUUUUUGGACAUUCAAUUGUCACUGACUUUGAUUCUUCCACCAUAAAGUUUCUGAAAACAUUUUUAGAGGACUGGUGGAGUUCCCCUUCCGGUGUUGCAAUGCUAAGUGUAACAACAGUUAGCAGGUACUUGAAGGCGAUGUGAAGAUCCACUGAAUUGCUCAGCAUUGUCCCAAACGCUUGUCUAUCUUGCUUUAAUACGGUCAUUAUUUUAGGAACCUUCUUUUCCUUCUUUAACUCUGUUGGUAGCAUAACCUUCUUUAUCAGCUGAAAGGAAUCUACAGUUCCUUUUACAAGUCUUUCAUCUAUGAACUGCAAAUACUUGUCAUUUCCCAAUAAAGGUGCAUUUAGCAAACCUGCAAUAACUUUUUUGUCAAUUUCUGAGCCAGUCUUUGGUGCCUGGCUGGACCAUCUGCAAAUGGAUAAAUUUGAUAGCUUGUCGGUUUGUCUUUGAGUGCGUUAACAUGAGCAACAUGCAUAUUCUUUCCAGAUGGUGUUUGUUCCUUGAAGAAGUAGAUAUAUUGAUCUUUUCUCUUAAUGCUAACUGUAAUUUGGCAUGUACGUGCGUCGUUUUAAUCCAAGUGUUGGUGUUGCUUGGACUAGUGCUAAAUCCCCCUCUAAAAGGACCAGCGUUUCUUUUUGUUUCUCCGUUGAAUACUUCUGUGAUCGAAUCCCCCUGAAUAUUUGAAAAUUUCACACCGGAAAGACUGCCUCCAAAUCCUCUGAGCUUUUAAUCUGUAAAAGCUGGAUCAUUUCUUCUCUCUAAAUCUCGUAAAUAAACGUGCUGGAACAACAUAUAUCUUGAAUAAUUGAUAUGAUCAAAUGCGAAGCACAGCUUCAACAUUUCCCGUUCUGCCUGUAAAUGUUGUUCCAAAUUGCUCUCACGGACAGUAGAAACUAGAGCAAGCUAAGAUGAAACAUCUUUUAGAUAUGCCACAGUCAUCUGGCACUCUGUACCUUCGCUACAAUAAGUAAUCUUACUGUACAACAGGUUAUACUCUUGAUCUUCAAGGACCAUGUUGACUGUCCCAAAAUCCAGUUCAGACCUCAAUUUCUGUACCAGCUAAAUAAAAAGUGUGAUCCAUCUUUUCGUAAUUUGCAGUUAAGCUUUAGGCACAAAAUUGAACUAAAGCCUUGAAAGUCUCCUUGUGAAGUCGCAUGUUGCGGUAGUAGCAUGGCAGUCAAAUCUUUGAUUGGCUGUGAGCUCUGUUCGCUACCAUGUUCUAAGCCAAUCAGCACACAGGAUUCUCACAACAAAAUCGCUUCGCAGCUAGAAUUAGGCCCAUUUUCGCCAUUUCAGCGUGUUUUUACCACAUUGUCUACAAAAAACAUUGCACGCCUCUACAAAGCGAAUUUCCACCUUAUUUUUUGUCCAGUUCAUCAUCAUGCGUUGCUAUUUAACCUAUAUUGGCGCCACUGUUCGAGCACAAAGAAUAAUAUAAAAAAACACCUUGCAAAUGAUCGAUAAAUUUCGUGUCGAGAUGCAGAUAAAUUACGUUUUUUACUUCUCCCCACCGAAAGCGCUUUAGACAUUUCACAUUUAGACAAAAUCAAUUAUAUACUUACCUUAAAACUAGGAAUGGUUCAUAAUCCCGUCAUAGAUGCACUCACUGUUCAGCCUUAUAUUUGGCCGUGAUCGUCUAUGUAAUUAUCACAACGGCACAAAGGCUUUCAUAUUCACCCUCAAAGUCAAUAAAUGUAUCUUUGUCCUCUGGAAUCUGAUUUCAUAAAAGUGAAAAAUUUCAGCAACAGCCCAAAGUAAUUUCAAUCAUGAUUUGCCAACGACAAUUGACCAUUAUUACUAAUUUUAUGUGAUGAAAAUGGCGAAUACACUCACACGGUAAGACUGGAAUCUAAUAAAAUUUGAAAACGGCGGGAAAAUUUUGACGAAAACCCACCCUCGAAAUUUCAAGCCUACAGUUCUCAAUGUGGGCUCUCUAAGUGACUAAUUUAAACCUAUUGCAUCAUAUUUAUUCUUAGUACCCCCUGAUUAUUACAGAAUCUGUGAAUGUGAAUUUAUAUGUUUCAACACCAAACUCUAGGAUCACAGAAAUAAAGAAAAUUCAUGUCAUUGGAUUUGUUACAAGUUUCCAUUGUGGCUCAAACCCUGUCCGUCUGAUUGUACUAACUGCAAAGUCAAAGGGUUACAUGACUCUGCAACCAUGCAUCAUCUCUGAUUAUUUGCUGUAAAUGAAAAUUAUAGCUUAAUGUGUAUAAUUUUGUAAACAUCCCAAAUUUGAAUUUAUCAGUUGGAUAAUCAAUUGUCCGUUUUUAAAAAUUAGACUUCUGUAGAGUGUCUGUAGAAGAACUGGUUUUCUUAAUUUCUGUCUGGAGAGACUGCUUCUUUGACAGUUUUUUUGAAUUUUUAUGUUUUUCCCUGAUAUCCUUUGCAAA